AGAAACCAGCUACAUCCCGACGCAUGUUACUGCCGGAGCCGGAACUGACAGAGCCAGAUCUCGACGCGGCCGGGCCUAUAGUGAGCCUGCAACGGCGCAAACCAGCCGUUGCUGUUGCAGAGCCGUGCGGGGGCCAUGACGCCAGGCUUCAAGCUCUUCUUCACAACAGUAUCCGUCGAUUCAAAGAAGAAAUGGCGAGUGAGGAAAGAAGCGGAGGUGGAUGGAGAAAUGCAGUCUCAAGCCCCGAUCUGGGUUUGUCUCAAACCCAGAUCGGGGCUUGAGACAAACCCAGAUCUGGGUUUGUUUUGAUGAAGAAGCAGCAACAGCAGCAGCUAAAACUAAUGAGUGGAAGAAAGCAUGGAGGCUCACGAAAAAACCAAAGCAAUCUCCACUUAAUCCAUCUCAGGGCAAAUCUGUGUUUGUUUGUUUUGGAGAGGAAGAAAAACCGAUAAGAGAGAGAAAAGAAUAAGAAAGAAAAUGAAGUUUUUAUUUUUUU
This is a messenger RNA of Rubroshorea leprosula, 496 nucleotides long. Lineage: Eukaryota; Viridiplantae; Streptophyta; Magnoliopsida; Malvales; Dipterocarpaceae. The record is from the annotation of a GenBank genome assembly.